This is a messenger RNA of Manduca sexta (tobacco hornworm), 801 nucleotides long. RefSeq names its product activity-regulated cytoskeleton associated protein 2-like. The transcript has a single exon. The record is from RefSeq and is a predicted model, not a curated record. Lineage: Eukaryota; Metazoa; Arthropoda; Insecta; Lepidoptera; Sphingidae. The coding region runs from base 1 to 801 and encodes 266 amino acids.
AUGCCCUUCCCAUGCAAAAGGGUUGCUACCCGUCGCGGCCAAGGCCAGGCUGCCGACAAGGAAGAACCCCAGCCCACAACUUCGGAUUCGGAGCAGGAGAUCACCUUUGUCGGCCCGUCUGCCCAGGCAUCGACGCCGACGCCUACCGCGCCGGUACCGGCCACGACGUCACCGACAACGGAUCAUAUGUUCAAAAUCAUGGAGCUAUUCGCCAGGUCGCAAGCGGAAGCGAAUCAAAAAUUGUUAGAAACGAUUAUGGCAAAUACGACCUCGGCAUCACCCGAAGCCAGCGGUGUCAUCAAAAUGAAGUCAGCGGGUAACUUCAGCAAAUGUUCAGCCCGUUUCGAGGGAACUACAGGAGACGCAGAGACACUCGAAGCAUUCAUCGAUGCGGUCUUGGUGUUCAAAGAGUGUGCCGGAGUGACCGACGAAAACGUAGUACGUGGUCUGCCGAUGCUUCUCACCGGAAACGCAGCAGUCUGGUGGCAAGGCAUCAAAAAGGACAUCCACGAUUGGGAGGAUGCCAUCGCAAGACUCCGCGGAAUGUACGGCAUCGUGAAACCGGCGUAUAAACUGUUCCGUGAGAUUUUCGGCUAUGAACAUACACUACCGGAGCGCAGUGAAGUGUUUGCCUGUAAAAUUAGGGCCCUGAUAAGCCAGCUACCGUAUGAUUUGUGUGACGCGGCCAGAAUAAAUAUAGUGUACGGCUUAUUGAACCGUAAGAUACGUAAACGUUUACCCCGCGAAACUGUGAAUACGUUCGAACAAUUAAUUGUAAAAUUACGCUGUGUCGAGGCUUAA